Pundamilia nyererei is the source of this 5131-nucleotide messenger RNA. It is a transcript of the gene cdhr5a, whose product is annotated as cadherin-related family member 5a. Gene Ontology annotation, cellular component: membrane; catenin complex; adherens junction. The transcript has 14 exons. Gene Ontology annotation, biological process: multicellular organism development; calcium-dependent cell-cell adhesion; cell migration. Bases 74 to 2185 code for a protein of 703 amino acids. Lineage: Eukaryota; Metazoa; Chordata; Actinopteri; Cichliformes; Cichlidae. The record is from RefSeq and is a predicted model, not a curated record. Gene Ontology annotation, molecular function: cadherin binding; calcium ion binding; beta-catenin binding.
GAGUACCAGCUGGUACCACGGGGCUCCUCAUCCUCCUCGGGACUUCAUUUGUUGCUGCUGCUGAAAUCAGGACAUGGAACUGAAAUCGAAGCGCAAACCUGUAGACGUUGUCCUUGGAUGCUUCAUUGCAGUCUGCCUUUAUAACCUUUGUCUGGCUCAAAGAAUUUGCACAGUGCCCCCUGGCCCCAUACCAGUGUCAGAAAACAACACCGCUGACGUCCAGGUGGCCAAAAUCAGCUCCAACAGUGAUGUGACUCUGACAGUGACGGUGAACCCUGAAGAUUUAUUCUACCUGAAAGGAAACGCCCUCAUGGUAAAGAAAGGCCUGGACUAUGAGUCAUUGCCCAGCGCGACUCUGAUGGUGUGGAUAAAGUGCAGCAGAGCUGGCUCUAGAUCUGUGAACGAGUCCGUCGAGGUUUUGGUUGAAAACGUGAACGAUAACCCCCCAAACUUUGCUCAGAACCACUAUGUGCUGGAUGUGAAUGAGCUCAUUCCGGUCAACUCCAGUAUUGGUCUGAUAGAAGCCACAGAUGUUGAUUCACAGCCGCUGUAUUAUCGCUUGGAGACAACAACAGACAAGUAUUUCCGCUUGGAAAACGUCAAUACUCCAAAGAUUCUUGUGAAAACCAUCCUGGACUACGAUGUUGUACAAAAGAUCUCGCUGGUCUUACACGUGCAGGAUACGUUCAACGGUUCAGCUUCCAACAAGCCCUUCUUCACCUCUGUGGCCACCAUCACAGUGCGUGUGAAGGAUGUGGACAACCGGCCCCCGUGGUUUCAGCCAUGCACGAGGACAAACUUAGGAAAUGCUAAACUGUGUGUGAGCAGCGGCUACAGAGGCAAAGUCAACCUCACAGAGAAACAGGAAGGCCCGCUGGUGCUGGAACCUGGACCUGUGUUUGCCAAGGAUGGAGACAAGAACAAGAGCGAGCAGAUCAGCUACAGAAUAUUACGAGGAAACGAAGGAAAUAUAUUUCAGAUUGAUGAAGAAACGGGGAACAUCACAAUGACCAAAGCUGCUGAUAUUGUUGGUCCAAUAACUCUCACUAUCCUGGCAUCACAGGUGACCAACAGAGAUCAGUUUGCGGUGACACAGGUUACCAUUGAUGUGAUGAAGAAGAGCAGGAGUCCUCCUCGUUUUGAAAGGGAGCGAUAUGAAGGAUUUAUCUACAGCAACUCUGUGCCUGAGACCAUGAUCCUCCGAGACCGAAACACCAACCGACCCUUCAGGGUCCGAGCACGGGACGAAGACUUCGCCAGUGGUGUGAAUCCAGAUGUCAAAUACGAGGUUCAGUACAGCAGCUACGUCAAUGUGACCUCUGAUGGUUUCGUGAUACUGAAAAGAGUUGUGAAGACAGAGUCCUUCGCUCUUCAGCUCCGAGCAGUGGAUGUGACAACAGGGGAGUUUGGAACUGCAGCCCUCUCAGUUCAGGUCAUACCUGAUUUAGCCAGCCCAUCUCCCUCAAACAUCGGCUAUCGUCCAGGUGACAUGGCGCUUCUGGGCUUGAUCAUGGCAGCUCUGCUGAUCCUUUGCCUGAUUGUUAUUGGCUUCUUAGUUUCCCACUUGUGGAAGGGAAAUACGGGUGUGGACAAACUAUGUGAGUGCCUGAGCCCAUGUUUGCAGUCCGGCCAGCCCCGAAGUGGCCACAGAGACUCCCUGCAGUACACCAAUGAUGGCUUCCAGAAUGAGGGGGACCUGAGCCGUCGGGGAGCCAGACGCUGGAACAAUGUUCUCCCCAGAAGGAGCACCUUCCCCCAGGCCCGGGGCCGCGUCAUACCCCUAGAGAGGCGGAGCCACCACUGUUCUUCAUGUGGCAUCUAUACUAACCACAUCCCUAAGGGGAGUCCCUCAGUGAGACCCUCCAGGAGGGGCAGAGAAGAUGAGGAUGAAUAUAGUGCAAGGUCAAUCCUGACCAAGCAGCGGAGGAAGGAGGGCCAGAAGACUGUGUGGUUCAAGGAGAGUGAAGAUUCGUCAGACAUUGAGGUGGAGAUCAUCCCAGACACUGUGGGCCGGGUGGAGGAGGAGACAGAGGAGGAGCUGGAGGGGGAGGUAGAGAUGGAAAGUGUUGUCAGAGACCCGGCAGCCCCUUUAAGAGAGGCUGAUGAUGGGCAGGAGACCAACGAACAGUACCCAGAGAACGCUAGUUCAGAAAAACAGGAAGGAAGCCAGGAGCGGGAGCACUGACAGUAGAGGUCAGAGGUCAAACUGGAGUCUGAAAGGACUGAGCAGUAUGCUGUUUGCUUUCCUGGAUGCCUACAGUCAAAGUCUCAGCAGUGGACAAUGGCACGCUUAACAUCUGUGGACUACUGCCCAACCUCAAAGAACUGACUCAAGCAUCCAGAAGUAUUUGUCUUCUACUGUGAGUAUACUACACUACAGUUCCAGCGGAAUUAACUGGACACCAAACAUACACUUGGAACCAGUGUGGGCCAAGUAUUAAAGAUGAGAUAAGGUCUUCCAAUAACACUAACACAUUUUUGGUUAAUAAUUGUGCCCAUUAGACUAUUACAGUCCCCAUUACAGGAAUUGUAGAGAUCACAGUGCCAGCAUGACCUCAAGUCCAGCGGGGCAAAAAACACGAGCAGUCAGUGUUUCACUAGGCGAGGUUGAGAUCCGAUGCUUUACAGUCUGUGCGGUGUGUAACAGUUUGCAUAUAAAUGUAGCAACACAGCACCGAACAGGUGAUCAAAGAGCAACGUUUUCCCCUUCUAAACGUUGGAAAGGUUUUUAAGGAAACCUUUCCAACGUUUACCUGAGAAAUUAAUUUCUUUUUUAAAGACAUCAUCAUUAAAAAAAACAUCAGACCCUCUUUGGACUCAUAGAAACCUCCUAUAUGGACCCGCCAAUCCAAAUAAUCUGUUCUGACUCUUUGAGUUUCUUGCCCCACUGAACUUUUGUGAGGGAACACCACCUCCACAGGCCAAAAACUUCAGUUUUCAAACUGUUAACUAAGCUUAUCACAAAAAAGACACAUUUUUGUUUUCAAAUGUAUUUGUUGUAAAGUAAAUCUUAUACCUUUAGAAAGCCUGUUUAUUUCCUAACAAAUGGUGCCAUAUUUGUUAGGAAACUGCUUCUGUGAGUUGUGCAGCAGAUUUGAGUUUACUGGGUGCACUCAAGAAAAACUUGCCAAAUCCUCUCUCCCAAUGCCAAACAGCCUUUUCUAUUAUUGACUCUUGUUUUGAGCUUCUGCUGCCCUAGGUGCUCAGUUGGUGGUGAUCUGCAGCACCAUGGACCCGGCUGCCAGGGUCAGUUAGUGUCACUUAAGCCACAUUUGACUGAUCUGAAUAGGACCCAUACCAUAGGGCAACUUCAAUCUGGUGUUCCGCAAAACCAAGCUGCAGCAUUAUUUUGAGUAAGUCCAAGUACAAUCUCCAAAUUGAAGGCCAAGUUCCAUAUAACAGGGGAUGUCAAAGAAAAGCUGCUAUGUGUGCGUUCCAAGAAGACGACACCGCAAGAAAACUGUUUCCUCGCCCUGUCAGCACGUAGGAAGUGGUCUUCUACAGAAAUGCAUCUCCUGCUGCAUAGGGCUUUAAUAUCUGCUCUUCACCAUCAGACCUAUUCGAGUUGACUUUGGCAACUUGUGCACUGGAACCUGAAGAUGUAGAGUUAUAUUCAGCAGUGAGUCCAGAUUCUUCCUAUAACACUUAGGUCGAAGUGUGCAUGGAGAAUGCUAUGCUGACUGCUUUUGGUGGAGGCGUUGUUAUGUUGUGGGGCGGUAUUAUCCUCACUGGAAAAAUGUCAUCAUUGGAUGCAGAGAUAUCGAGAUGAGAUCCUGAAACAGCUGGCAUUCCCUUAUCUCCACAGCCAAGUAGCUAACUCUGUCCUCCGAGAUCACAGAGAGACUGCCUCCAGAAUUUGAGUGGAUUUGUUGAGGAUGGCCUGCCUGCAGUCCUGACUUCAACCCCACUGAACACUUGUGAGAUCAACUUGUUUUUCAUGCUGAAAAACAAUUUGACAUUGGCUGACUUGCAACAAAUGUAACUUGAAGAAUGCGAUCUCAUCCCACAGCAGUGGGUGACCAAGCUAAUGACCCACAUGAGAAGGAAGUGACCGGCUGUUGUGGUUGUGUAUGGUGCUUCCACAUGUUACUGAGGCUUCCUAAAUUGCAAAUAUGUCUUGUCUCUUCACACUUCAGUCAUCCAAUUCGAUACACAACAUCAAACAUCAGUCAGCAGAAUAAUUUGUUUGGCAUUGGAAGAGAAGAUUUAGCAAGUUUUUCAUGGGCACAACCCACAUACUGAACUCUGCUGCUCAACCCACAAAUGCACUUUCUGUAUAAAUGUGGCAACAAAUAAACAGGCUUUCAGGUGGUAUAAGAUUCACUUCAGGUUAUAUUGUCAUUAGCAUUAGAAAUCAUGGUACAAACUACAAAAGCAAAUCACAAAGUAUUACUAAUAAACCAUUUUCAUUAUCGUAAAGUGACUGACUCCACUUUCUAAAAGGCACCAUUUAUACAGAGGUAUAAGUGGUAGUCAACAAACCCUUUUAUGUCAUUGGUAAUUCAUUCUGUCUUCAUUGACUGAAUUCAUAUUGAAUCCAUCAGCAACUAUAAGUUUGAAUGUAUAAUCAUUAUCAUAAAACAGACCAUUCAUUUUGCAGCUAUAGAAGCUUUGAUGGCGUUAGAGCUACAAAACUAAAAUGCAUUCAUUCUAGUUUUGGGCUAAGUCCAGUUAAUUCUCGGCUGCGGCUCUUUGACAUCUUACCUUGCAAUAUAAACGUGACGCAGCAUGGGAGACACUGGCCGAAACCUCCGACUGAGACAACAACAGUCAAGCAAUGACACAAUCAAGAACAACUGAACAUUCCAACAUUCACUGUCUGCAAAUAUCUCUCAAAGCUACAUCUGUAAAAUGUAAUUUAUCAAGUAGUUUCUCAUGCAUAAACUGCAAAUAAAGAGCUCAUCUUCCAUCAUUGUCCCAGCAAACCUCUUGGAUGUGGGAGGGAGAUCCCAUCGACACUAUCAUUUAUGUCAGACAGCCAGAAAAACCUCCCCCGCUGGUGAUGCUAGCAGCUUUUCUGUCUUUGGGCUGUAACGGGGUGUGGAUUGUGGUCGAUUCACAGCUUCUUGUAGCCUACAAAUGAAUACCAUUUGCAUUAGUGAUGGGAUUUCCGGCUCUUUUUAGAGAACCG